UAAAACAGAUGUAAAACUCGAAGUUGAUUUCACACUUUGCAGUAGUUUCAAAGUUAAAAACAAUGUACACUGGACAAAAUUCAAACAUCCGUGGUAAACUUCCACAGGAGUGGAUUAUUAUAAAACACAACCGACAACACUUUAGCCAGUUUAAGAUUUUACAAUAUGCGUGGUUGCAUCAAUAUAGCUUAGAUUUAUGCAUAUGGGUGUUAAAUACUUCAGAACUACCUGACCAGAAAUGACAUCAAAUCGUUCCACCUUAUCGUUAGCUAUUGUUGUCGUGGUCAUCAUUGGAUUGGCAGGUGGCGUUGAGUUUGCAUAUGUCAAAGAAUCGGAAUCAACCAUAAAUGAAGUAACUGAAGUCUUACACAUUGGUGACUGUAUCACCGCUUCCAAAGCCGAAGCCAGUCGGUUGGGUUAUUUGUCUGGAGAAUUGCAUUAUGCAGUAACAUGGAUCAGCAUGUAUUCGAGAAUAUGUCAUAUCAACGAGACGCUUCUGUCAAAGGAUACAGACACUUCAAAUUUCUCCUUCCAUUUGAAUAAAGAACUGAGAUGCUCAUUUCAUCUAGAAAGAUACACAACGACGGGGCAAACAUUUAAAAGAGCGGCACACGUUAUAUCUAACUCUCUUUAUAUGAUUGGUUUUCAGAAAUAUAAUUCACUGUUUCGUGGGGUGAACAAUUUCAACUACAGAAAUCGUUCUUAUUUUAUUGAAUACGGAUUCUUCAGUGCAAGCCGCAGCCUUAGAGUGGCUCUAAGAUUUGCCGACGGUGGUACAGUGCUAAUAUUUAAGGAUAUGAACGGUGUACCUAUUUCCAAUUUUGCACAAGACAGAUUUGAAUACCAACAAGACGUACUAGGUCCACCUAAUUCUACAUUUUUAAUCGAUGCAGUGACAAAAGACAAAACUACAAUUUCUAACGCGUUAAAACCGUACCCAAUAUGGUCGGACGUUAAAGUUCCUACUGAAAUCAUCUACCUGACCUACAUUGCUGAUGAUAACGAAAAGGCCGAAGCGAUGAAACAAGUAAGACCGGAUUUACCGACACACUUUUGUUCUUUCGGAAUCCCUACCUUCAGGAAUUGUUGUGACAAGCCCAGCUUAGCUUUUUCGACGAUUCUACAAAUAACUACAAUCGUUCAUUUUAUUGUCAGCAAAAUGAUGGUGCAUUAAACAGAGCUACCUGAUAGCGAAACGUGCUGACACAAAUGAUAGCUUUGUUCUUAAGGAUUUUCAAUUCACCUAAUGCAAUAAGCUUAAACAUUCGAGUGUUGGCGACUUCCGUUGCAAUGUUGUAUUAAUCCGGUAAAACCUUGGAUUUUGUUUAUUAUGCUAUAUAACAAUCUGGUCUAGCAAUAUUGGGGUUAACAUUUAGGUUCCGAUGGAUCCUUUAGAAUUUUGUUGAUUUUUUAUAAUUGCCGUUUUUCAAUAUUUUUCAAUUGAUAUAAUUUAUAUUAUUUAUAAAGUUUAUACUAGUAUUUUUAAUAAUGUAAUAUUUGAUUUCAUUGAAACUUCACCCGAUAGCAUUUCAGAUACACAAGGAUGAACGAUAGGGUUGUCAAAUCAUACAAACCUGAGUUCAAAUCAGAUAAACAGCCGCUUACGUUAUCUUAUGUUACCAAACUGUGUUACUUUUAUCCCUGAUGUAUCGCAGCGCAUACACUCCAGGCGGGGAAUAAAUUGCAAACUUAAGCCACAAACGCCGGGCAGGCCAUAUGUUUUUACACGAAAUCUACUAUUGGAGACGUAAAAAACUACAGGUACGUGUACGUGUGAAUGGCGAUUGAGUGCUGCAUCACCAUUGUGUGUAAACGUAUUAAUUUAAAGCAUUCGGUCAAUGAAGUGUAAGGACUGCGUCAAUAUACGCAAAUAUAAAAAUGCUCUUGCUUGUUUCCGAUGUUCAUCACAUAACCUUGAGAUUGAAUACUGUCGAUACUCUAAUAUUCAUCGAGAUCAAAGGUUUUGUAAGCUAUGAAAAGAUGUUGUUGAAACAGAAAACCAUGUUUUGCUAAAUGUCCUUUUUAUUCUAAUAUAAGAAGAAAAGUACUUACCAAUGAAAUAUUAUAAAAAUGCUACUUUUAACAAUUGUAUCAUCUUGAUGUGUGCAAAAAACGAAAUUUUGUUAAGGGAUAUUGCUAUGUGUAUAUUCUUUGCUAUGCAACAUAUAAAUAUUUUGCUACAAGCUUUGUAAGAAUGUUAUAAUUAGUAUUAAUACUUAUUUAAGUCAUUUUUGCAUUUUUGUGCGGUAAUGAUUGUAGUUGUGUAACACAUAUGUAAUUACUUGUGAUCUCGGGUGUCGUUGAGAUGUGUGCCUGACGUAUCGGUGGGUACCACUAGAUCAACAACACCUGCGUUGGUGUCGUCUCGAUGACUUCGAUGGGAUGUAAGUGUUUACGCUUUAGAUCCCUUCUAUUUCGUUCUGAAAACUUAAGGUAUAAAAUGCAUGCUACACAUUCAAACUUGUUUUUCGACUUGCACUUCCUUAUUUCUUUACUCUUUAGUUUACUUUUUGAUUCGUUUUUUUUGUGUGUGUUUUUGUGUUGUUGUUUAUUGUAAUUGUGUUUGUAUCAUAUUGUACAUGUUCAACCGAUGUAACCAUUGUUGCUUUUGCAUAUUUGUAAUACUCAUAUUUGUAGUCUUGUGCCGGUGGCAAUAGAAUAUUGAACUUGAACUUGUAAAGAACCGGAACAUUAGUGCUAAAGAGAGAUAUUUAGGGUUACGGCUCUCAGUAGCCUGUUUUAUCGCUGCAUCAUUUACUAACCACACGUCAACUAUUAGUUGUGUGUGACCUACGCAUAAUGUAUCGAAAGAAAUGAUGAUGUAACUUC
Molecule: messenger RNA, 2829 nt
Organism: Mya arenaria
Lineage: Eukaryota; Metazoa; Mollusca; Bivalvia; Myida; Myidae
Exons: 2
Coding region: 239-1174 (311 amino acids)
Molecular function (GO): NAD+-protein-arginine ADP-ribosyltransferase activity
Source: RefSeq, a predicted model, not a curated record